AUGCCGAGUCCAGCAAUCCCUCGCUCCACUUCUGAUCCAUAUCUUUCCUCUGCUUUGAAGACUCGUGUUCCUCCUUCAAAUCGCUCUACUUGCUCCACUUCUCGAUCUAAGAAGUCGGUUUACUGGUUUAAUUGGAGUAAUGCCAAGCUUGGUCACCUUAUUAGUAUUGGAAGAAACAGUUUCGACUCGUCAUCCUCUAAGCAUUCUGAUUUAACCGAGGAGAGUCUUGAAGCUCAUAACAGAAGACAGUUGCAGGAAGCUGCGGUUUUUGAUAAUAGUAAUGUUGAUGAUAAGAAUGCUAAGUGUAGCCCAUAUUAUAAAGGACUUACUGAUUACUCGCUUAUCAUCAGCCGUGAAAAGCAUCAGUAUUUGCCUCCGAGUCCUGGACGUGAAAGUCAUGCUACUACUAUUGCUAGUUCUUCGUCGUCUAUUUCUUCUUUCAUGUUUAUUAAGAUUCAAGAAUGGAGUGCUUGCUUUUCUUCUUUUAAAUCUUCUAGUAAAGACAAACAAAAUCAAGCUCUGCUUAUUGCUCUAGCCCCGGCUCCGGUUCAGGUUCAGGUUACAUCUCCAGUUUCUGCUCCUCCAGUUCUUGUCCCUUGUUUCGCUCCUCCGGGCCCUGCUGGUGUCAAUACCAUUACAACCGAACAAGGAAAUCCUCAAUACUCUUCUCUGCCUGUUGAAUCUUCGACAGGGAGGAUGCCCAUGAAGAGGAAAGAGACCGAUAAGGAUGUUUCAUCCGUUAUCAUCGAAGAGGAGAAGCCAUUGAGGGAGAGAGUAUCAAUUGCAGAAUCUAAAUCACCAUUUGCAACAGCAACAUCCGCGCAAUCUGUAGUAAGAACUGAAACAGCUAGCAUUAGUAAUGUAGAUGAGAAGAAUGAGAUUGAAAUGAUCGAUGCAAAUAAAUUUACAUGGGCAGACAAGUAUCGGCCAGAAACUCUUAAAGAUUUUAUCUGCAAUCGAACUACAGCUGCCAAGAUGCAGGGUCUGAUAAAGGAGACUGAUCGCAAUCAUUUCAUAUUUGAAGGACAUCCUGGUGUAGGUAAAAGAACCAUGAUCCGAGCUAUGAUUGAAGAAGCAUAUCAACCAGACAGAAUCAGGGAAGACAGCAAAAAGUUUAACUUACAGGAAGAAUCGGUUGGUAGCAUAGACGUAAAAAUAAAGGUAUCAUCGCAUCAUAUUGAAGUCAAUCUCUCUGAUCUGAAAGGGUAUGAGAAGCAUGUCGUUGUCGAACUUAUAAAACAAACUGAUGAUAGGAAGUCCAGGAACAGUUUGUUGAGAAAUGAUAACUGUCGAGCGGUCGUGUUGUACAAUGCAGACAAGCUAUCUGCAGAUGCUGUCAUGUACAUAAAGUGGCUGCUAGAAAGGUAUAAGGGUUCCAGUAAGUUCUUUUUCUGCUGCUCUGAUGAUUCCAAGCUUCAGCCACUUAAGGAACUCUGCACCUUUGUUCAGCUUUUCCUGCCAUCGAAUCAAGAAAUUGUUGAAGUUUUAGAAUACAUAGCCAAACAGGAAUGCCUACAAUUGCCUAGACAAUUCGCUGAAAGGAUUGCUGCAGAAUCAAAAAAUAAUCUCCGCCAAGCCAUUCGUUCAUUUGAAGCAUCAUGGCAGCAGAGAAGCAGUUGUUCCUUCACAGAAGAUCAAGAAAUUUUGACCGGAUGGGAAGAUGACAUAGCAAACAUCGCGAAGGAUAUGAUCCAAGAACAAAGUCCAAAACAGUUAUAUGUCAUUCGCGGGAAGCUUCAGAGUCUAAUCGAGCAUGAUGUCUCCCCUAAGUUUAUCUUCAAUGCCCUUCUCGUUGAGCUGAAAAAGCAUCUGGAUGAGUUCUGCCAAUGCCAGCUUGACAAUUUAUACAAGGAUUACAAUAGAAAAGAUGGGAACAUGCUAGAGGGCGAAAAUCAAAUUCUAUUAGCACACAAUCGAUAUGAGGAAGCUGGUAAAAGGUUUCAUGAUCCCUCGAAAAAGAAAUUUCAAAAAUUCAUGAAAAUUGAAGGUAAACUUCCAAACAUUAAUUAUUUAACAAAUUUUCUUUUUCUGGGUCAUUUUCGUCAAACUAAUUUUACAUUUUUUACCUUCGGCAGAGUUCAUAGCAAAAUUUAUGAGCUUGUACAAGUUACAUAUUACCACUAGUAACAAAAGCAUGCAAUAUGAUAGUGGACCAUGAAGAAAUUUCAGUGAGCCAAAAUCAUAAGUAAGACUUGUGCUUGAAGACUCUGCAUAUCUAGUAUUUGAUGUAUAAACAAAGUUUUCUUCUGGAAAACAAAACUUGGAAGCUUAAAAUAAUGUUUUAAAACAAUGUACUUCUAAAAAAGAAGACGGUACUGUAAGUUGUAAACUUUGUGUAAAUUUUAGACUUAAUCAUCCAAAAAUACCUCACUUUUUUGACU
Messenger RNA from Mercurialis annua (annual mercury), 2381 nucleotides. RefSeq lists its product as uncharacterized. Bases 1 to 2124 code for a protein of 707 amino acids. Gene Ontology annotation, biological process: DNA repair; DNA-templated DNA replication. Gene Ontology annotation, cellular component: DNA replication factor C complex; nucleus. NCBI's taxonomy places the organism in Eukaryota, Viridiplantae, Streptophyta, Magnoliopsida, Malpighiales, Euphorbiaceae. The record is from RefSeq and is a predicted model, not a curated record. The transcript is spliced from 10 exons. Gene Ontology annotation, molecular function: DNA binding; DNA clamp loader activity.